AUGUUAGAUGGUACUAUCUCUCAGACUGGUCGCAUUUGGCACCAGGUUCACCUCACCGUCUCGGCCAAUGGCCAUACCCACUCCAUCCCAUUUCUUGUUUGCCCCAUUGGCAACACCCUGGCAAUCCUAGGCAUGACAUGGCUAACGGCAGAAGCUCCUCUUAUUGAUUGGCAACAGGGACUAGUCACAUUCCCUGAACAAGUUCAGAUUGCCUCCGAGGAGGAAGCGGACUCAGACCCUCUAGCAGACCUCCCCCCUCAAUACCAUGAGUUUGCUAAGGUUUUUGGCAAAGAAGAAUUUAAGGUCCUCCCUCCACAUAGGGAGUAUGAUAUCUCUAUUGACCUUGUCCCAGAUGCCAAACUGUCUCCUGGCCCCAUAUACGGCAUGACCGACGCAGAAUCAAAGGCACUAAAACAGCAUAUCGAUGAGGAAUUAGCAACGGGCAAGAUCCGCCCUAGUACCUCCUCAGCAGGCGCCCCGGUCAUGUUUGUAAAAAAGGCUGAUGGGUCUCUCCGACUAGUCGUUGAUUACAGGAAGUUGAACAAUGUAACCCACAAGAAUGUCUACCCCCUUCCAAGACAGGACAACCUCAUGGCCAAAUUACGUCACGCCAAAAUCUUUACCAAGUUGGACUUACGUUGGGGUUACAACAACGUACGCAUCAAGGAAGGAGAUGAAUGGAAGACGGCCUUUAGAACCAAAUACGGCCUCUUUGAAUACCUAGUCAUGCCAUUUGGCCUCACCAAUGCCCCUGCAGCGUUUCAACAUUUUAUGAACGACCUAUUCAGGGACCUGAUUGACGUAACCGUGGUAAUUUACCUAGACAACAUCCUCAUCUUCUCGGAGAAACCAGAAGACCACCCGAUCCAUGUUAGAGAGGUACUAUCCCGCCUUAUGAAGAACCAACUAUUCUGCAAGCUGUCGAAAUGCCACUUCCACGUGACCACCGUAGAUUACCUUGGUAUUGUCAUCUCCCCGGAUGGAUUCUCAAUGGACCAGAAGAAGAUCAAGGCUGUCACCACUUGGCCCACGCCCAGAACGGUUAAACAGGUCCAGGCCUUCCUAGGAUUCGUGAAUUACCUCAGACGCUUCAUCCCCAAUUUCAGCUUGGUUGCACGCCCCCUCCAUAACCUCACCAAAAAGGAAACCCCUUGGUCAUGGGGUAACCUAGAGGAGGUAGCGUUCCAAGAGUUGAAGUCCCUUGUUACCCGGUCGCCCGUCCUCAUUCAUUCAAACCCGGACCUCCCUUACUACCUUGAAACGGACGCAUUGGGAGUAGCCAUGGGAGCCAUACUCAGUCAACGAGGCCCAGAUAAUCGGUUGCACCCCAUUGCCUACAUGUCAAAAUCCUUCUUGGGAGCCGAAGCAAAUUACGACACCCAUGACAAAGAGCUUCUGGCAAUUAUCAAGGCAUUAGAGGAAUGGCAAAUUUUCCUAGAAGCAACAGACAGGCCAAUACAGGUUUUCACAGAUCAUAGAAACCUAGAAUAUUGGAUGCAGGCUAGGACUUUCAAUCGCAGGCACGCUAGGUGGCGCAUAUUCCUGAGUGACUACAACUUCAAAAUCCACUACCAACCAGGGAAACAAUCGGGGAAACCAGAUGCACUAUCCAGACGUUCAGACUAUGUUGAUCUCCCCUCUGAACCAGAAGUUAUGCUCCCAACAGAAGUCUUCGCCAAUACGUCAGAAGAAGAACUGGAAAUUGUCACGGAAAUACGCUCCAAGUUAAGAGAAGACCCCUCCUUAGAACCAAUCAUUCAGUUCCUAACAGAGGACGCUGACAACGCGCCACCAUCCAUUUGGAAGGCUUAUUGA
Messenger RNA from Rhizoctonia solani, 1815 nucleotides. Its product is annotated as Retrotransposable element Tf2 protein. The transcript has a single exon. The record is from RefSeq and is a predicted model, not a curated record. Lineage: Eukaryota; Fungi; Basidiomycota; Agaricomycetes; Cantharellales; Ceratobasidiaceae. Bases 1 to 1815 code for a protein of 604 amino acids.